CUGUAAAACAAAUGGAGUUAGUCACUUCAAAACCUCAUUUCUUAGACCUUUGAUAUGAUGUAGGGAUAGCCCCAGCCUCAAAGAUGACUCACUGAGACAUACGUACACACAUGUCUUUUGUUUCAUUUCACACUUGAAGAAGUGCUGAUAACUCUGAUUAUGGAUGCUUAGGACCCUCCUGUUCAAUUCACCUUGCCAGGAAAUUAAACUAAAGGGGUUUCUUGACACAGUUUGGUGAUCAUAUUUAAGGGAAUGACUUGAGAUUCUUUCUAGUUCUUUCAGCAGAAGGCUAUCUGAACAGGCCUGCCUUCAUCUGAGCUUCAGACAUACUCUCGGACUGAGUUUCAGUCUCAAGCAGCUUUUCUGAGUUCUGCAACUUUGACACUUUAUUCUCCACACCCAAUCCCAUCACCUUUGCAAAUCAGGAAGUGAGAUGCAGUGUGGUCUGGGGCUUUCUUUUGCUGUUGGCCUUCUGAGCCCUAAUGAUACAAAGCGGGAGCUCAUCUCAUUUUGAGACAAGUGAGCUGCCACUUCCUGUGUUAAGGUAAGGACCAUGAUUAAGUGAAUAUGAGAGCUUAGGCACUCACAUUUGACUCAAAACUCCAAUGUUGUCAACUGCCUGUUAUACAAAGGCUAGCAUCCUGCAGCCACAGGCAAGAUUUGAGGCCAGCAAACUACUCGCGACAUUGCUUGAAUGGCCAGAGUCAACAAGGGAACACUGACAUGACUUGCAGCACUAGAAGACAAAGAAGAUCAUGAUGCAACCAGUCACCAAGACCAGUGCUCCAAGAAUGCUCCACCUUCUGUCAUUUUUGCUGGCAUCAGUAAUUGACCAGGGAUCCUCAAGUCUGGUUUGCUUAUUCAACUCAGUAGAGGAUCUGACAUGCAAUUGGAUCCCUCUGAAAAAUGUAACAAAUGCGCCAUGCAACAUCACUGCUUUUGUCGACUAUGGAGACUCAAAUAAAAGUAAAACAUUCCAGCUGCAUGGUGCAGGAACAAAGAGCUAUCGUCUAAUCCUCAAAGAUUACAACUUGAUCCCUGGAGAUGAUAUUGUCUUGGAUGUAUUCUGCCAUAAUGGAAAGAAGUGGGAAAAUGUUGAUCAUCUGACAAUGAAACCCUUUGUGAACAUUCAACUUGAUCCUCCUUUGAAUGUCCAAAUGGAAAACAUCAGCAAGCAUUCUUGUAUUUUAACUUGGGAGCUCAAUGUUCUCUCUCAUUACUUAACAGACAAACUAGAAUAUGAAGUCAAGUACAAAGUUUACAAUUCUGGUGAGGAUGACAGAAUCCUCCCAAUCCUUCAAGAUCAGAAAUGGGUAAAAAUUGAGAAUCUUUCUCCUGACACUCUGUACGAGGCAGCUAUUCGUGCAAAAAUUCAAAAAUCUCGUAAUUACAAUAGUACUUGGAGCCACUGGAGCAUAUCAACAACAUGGAAGACCAAACCUACAGAACCUCCAAACAUUCUUCUUCCAGUUCUUCUUGUUGGAAGUCUAGUCAUUGUCUGCAUCAGCAUUACCGUGUUGGGCAAAUCUACACUGUUAAAAUGCUUGAAGAAGACAGUGAAGAUCCAGUUACCAAAUCCAGAUGAAUUCUUCCCAUCUCUCAAUGCUGUCCAUGGAGGAGACAUCCAGAAGUGGUUGUCCCCUGUAACAUCCAUAGAUGCUUUCCACAUUGCUACUGCACAUCCAGAGGUCUCUGUGCUUGAGAUAAUGCAAAAGGAAAGCCAAGAGUCUUCUCCCCUCACUCGCAAGGAAUACAGCACAAAUGUAAACACACCAGAGACCAGUGGCUAUUCCUCAUCCAGCUGUUUUUCCAAUGGUGGCUAUUUCUUCUUCCAACAUGAUGGCAACUCCUUUGGAAUUCAGCCCUGCAAGGUGUACUUCACCUAUGACCCCCUUGCUCAGGAAGGCAGUGGCAGUGAGGAUGCUGACUCCUGCUCCUAUAAAGUGCUCCAUGAAACAGUUGACAAUAGCCAGCUGUCACCUACCUACAAUAUUAUGGCAGCCCAGGAGAACAGUUCUUUCCUACAAGAAGCAAAGAGCCCAACCCAGACAAGUGAGGGUGGAUCAGGAGAUUUUUCAUCAUUGGAGACCAUCUCAACAAAAUCAAGUGUAGAAGAGGAUAGUAACCAAAAUGCUAUUGUGCUCUCCAGGAGUCUAGGACAAUUUUCCAUGGUUUAUUCAAGUCUCCCAGAAAAAAUUGAUACAGGUAAUAAUGGCACUGAAGUAGUCCAAAAUGUGGACCUUCCCAUCAGCUCUAUUGAAGAUGAUAGUUCUGCCUUUCUCCAGUCCAUUAUGCAGAAUCAAAGCCAAGUCAAUGUUCCCUGCAGAGCAGCAUCCCACAGACAAUUUUCCACAUCCUCCGAUGGCUAUCUGUCCUUACGGGAUCUUCAGAGCCAUUAUAGCCAUCACUCUGUUUGAAUUUUUCAAAGAGGCAGACAAAAUCUGUCACCUCCAACCUAUCUGUUCCCCAAUGCCUGUUCCCCAAUGCCAUAGGCAUAAUCUUCCUCCCCCUGCUGUUAUGCUGGCAUAAUGCACCAACAGAAUUAUGGUCCCAGGGCAGUGAAUUUUAUGCAUGUGAAGCACAGCUUCAAGUGUACAGAUAAGUAAGAGGCAGAAACAGAGCACAAUAUGUUGGAAGAGAAAAAUAAUAGCUUAGCUGCUAAAAGUGAUCAUUGCCUUUUUGUAAGCUACUUUAACUUAGUUCAUUAAGGAAUGAAAGUAUGGAUUUUUAAAAUAAACACAAGAUUAGCCCAUGUAGAGUACUGCUAAGCAUUUCCUUAGAUGACCAAAGUUUGCUCCUGUAAUGAAGUCAUGGGAAAAUAGCUACUAAGGAGGUCAUAACUCUUGAUCCUGUAUUCAUCAUUCCCCCUUCUGUUGCAUCUUUACUGUAUUAGUACCCAUUCUUUCCUUUUGUAUAUGCCCCUUUGCAGGCAUGUAGCUGGGGGGGGGGGGGGGCUUGAGGGGCUUCAGCCCCCCCCCUCGAAAUUCUCAGGAUGGUCCGCGAGAAGGCCUUACAUUUAUUAUUUAAACUGUUAUGUUUAUUCAUAUCAUGAUCUGCUCACCAUGUUCAAUAUGUCCCAUAUGCAUGGGGGUAUUGGGAUAAUGAUACAAAAGGUUUGCUAGGGUAGACCUUCUCCCGCUCAGACUCAGCCCCCCCCCCCCCCGAACCAAAAUCCCAAACCCUCCCGAAACAAAAUCCUGGCUACGGGCCUGCCCCUUUGGGAUGCACUGAUGACUGGCUGAUUCUUUACAAUGGAGCUGAUGGCUCCCAUUUCAAUAUGCUCUGAGGUUCCUUCCAGACAGACCCAAAAAUGCGGGGCCUUUGUUGUUAUCUUUCCCAUCUGCUGUUCAAAAGAAGUUCAACCAAUGCAAACAAACAAAAACCUGUAGAUAGAACACUUACUCAUUAUCUGCUUAAUUCAAUUAGAAUUUUAACAAUUUACGUACAUUUCCUGUUUUUGCUAGAACAAAGAGUAUCGGAAAUAAUUGUGGUUAGCUUAACAAGUACAAAACAAAAGUGAGACCCUGCACUGGAGAGAUAGUGCAAACACAAAAAAUAUGUCAUGGUGUGCUACUAUAUAUUCAGGACAAAGUCCACUUUCUUCUGUUGUAGCAUUUUCCACUGUGAAAUUCAGUCUACAAUAUACUCUUUCAUCAAACAUGUUUUACAUAGCAGGGGUCUCUUACUGGCAAGCAAUUUGCCUUUGUUUUACAAUAAAUGCAAAAGAUUAAAAACAUAACUAUGAUUUUUAUUCAAUCUUCAUGUGAUUUCAUUCAUGUGAAUAGUGCUUUACAAUGAGUGAGUGCAUAAGUGGACUGACUCUCUGAAGGGGCCAACAGUUGUAACAGUUUUAAGAUAUUUAUAUGUUUUAAUUGUUUAUUGUUUCCUGCUUUAUAUUGAUGUAUUGUAUUUUAUGUUGUUAUAUGCGGCAUUGACUAUUGCCAUUUGUACGCCACUCUGAGUCCCCUGCAAGAGUGAGAAGAGAGGGAUAUAAAUAAAGUAUAAAUAAAUAAAUAAAUAAAUAAAACACCUUUUAUUGUCUAAGAAAACAUACAUUUUUAUAGAUACAAAUAUUGUAAGAAGAAAAACACAGAAAAAUAUGAAGACUACUUAAAUAUAAAUCUGAAACUGUUUGAAAGAAUGCUACAAAUACAAUAUUUAGUGUGGAUUUAUUUAUAUUUUCAUGCCACAAUGAAGGUUAUUUGACCAUGCUCACAAUUACAUUUGGUGCAUGAAAUAUUAUUAUACCAAACGAUUAUACUUCUGCUGUACAUUGCUGUAACUGGGUGCUUCUGCCUGGCAUUGUUAUGGCAUUAUUAUGGUACUGGCAUGUUUACAUCAAAGGAGGGAGGGAGCAUGGAAAAUGUCGAUUGAAUAUUUAUGUCUCCAGGACAAAUGAUUUGGCUUUGAUUUUAGACUCAGAUGCAGAUCUUUAUCUAUUCUUGUAAACUGAGGUCAUCCAUCCUUGCUGUUAAUUAUCUGACUAUUUCCCUUAGGCAAGCAAUGGAAAAAGUGGACUUAAUCUAUUUGACAAUUUUUCCCAGGUUCAUGGUACUGCUACAUAAUAAACUUACUAGGAAAAGCAGAUGGUAUUUUUAUCCUUCAAACCAAAGAAGCCCAUCACUAUUAUAUUCCACUCCUUAUUCUGUUUUGUUUCAAAUCAUCCUUAUUCUGCUUUGUUUCCAAUUGUUGAUUACUUUGUCAUAUAUCUGUUCAUUCUUGUUAUCUAGUAUACCUAUUAGAAGCUUGUCUAUUUUAUUUAUUGGGAAUUUAAUUUGCCAUUUUUUUCCAACAUUCCAAUGAUGAGAUCAUUGUAACCCCUUUAAUUUCCUUUAAUGGUUUAUUAUCCAUCCUGUCCUUUAAACACAAGAAACAAUCCCAACCAUUUAUUGUUUCUCAAUGCCGACCCAUCUAUUAGACUCCUUGAGAUCUAAUUGGAGUACAUUCAUUAACUGGCAGGCCUCAAAAUAACUCUGUAAGCUAGGGGCUCCCUGUCUUCCAUUUUCUUUUGAAGAGUAGAGUGUUGAAUUGGUGUUUCUACUUUUAUUAGCCACUUCGUCCCAAUUGUUAAUAUAGUUGUCCCAUUUCUUUAUUAUUUUGUUUGGGAUACUGUAAGGUAAAACUUGGAAGAAGAAUAAAAACUUGGGUAAAA
This is a messenger RNA of Anolis carolinensis (green anole), 5152 nucleotides long. It is a transcript of the gene il2rb, whose product is annotated as interleukin 2 receptor subunit beta. The transcript has 10 exons. Lineage: Eukaryota; Metazoa; Chordata; Lepidosauria; Squamata; Anolidae. Gene Ontology annotation, biological process: cytokine-mediated signaling pathway. The record is from RefSeq and is a predicted model, not a curated record. The coding region runs from base 756 to 2417 and encodes 553 amino acids. Gene Ontology annotation, molecular function: interleukin-2 binding; cytokine receptor activity. Gene Ontology annotation, cellular component: membrane; external side of plasma membrane.